GGGGCAGAAUGGAAAUAUCUUCGAAAGGCAUUCACCCACCCAGCGAUCAAAAUCCGGCUCCACAGCACUAUAAACCCGCCGCCGUUUGGCGCCAAAAUCAGAAAUUUUGAACAGAUGCCGCUUGCUGCUCCGUCGCUGGGAAAAAAUUUCUACAUUUUGAGAUUGCGAAGCAACAAUCUCGGUUCCCGGUUAGUUAAUCAAACUGAUUGAGGAGUCUUUUCCAUGGCAGACGAAGAUGAGAUUGUCCCAGCCUCUGAUAUUAGCGAUUCAAGCGACGACUACAUCGACAUUAACGGUGAAGCCUUUGAGGACGAGGACGACGAAGAAGAACAAUCCUCCAGUCCUUCUCCUUCAUCUGAUGAAGAUCUAAAGUCGAAGAAUGUUGAUGCCCUUUUGAGAGGUAACCUAGUCGUGAGAAGACAAUCGCUGCUCCCAAGAGUUCUCUCAGUGGCAGAAGGUGCAGCAGUUUGUAGAAAACCUUUUAAACCUCCUUGCUCAAGUGGCUACGAUGAAAGGAACAAUCAGCUUGCACGUCGGCUGUGGGCACGGAAACGAUUUGUUCCUUGGGGCUCUUUAAAACCAGCGUCAUCUGUUAUUUCCACUAAUUUAUUUCUCCCAAAAGCUGCUGAGAAAGAUGUAGAGGAGGAAAGUGUAACUCUACCACCUGGGAUUGAUCCUUUGGUGUUGUGGCAACCCGAAGACUCUGAGCUUAAUGUCACGAAUUUAGCAUCAAUAACGGUUGAUCCAUUGCUAGUUCGUUUCCUUCGCCCUCAUCAGAGAGAAGGUGUACAGUUCAUGUUUGAAUGUGUUUCCGGACUACACAAGGCGACAGACAUAUUUGGGUGCAUUCUGGCGGAUGAUAUGGGUUUGGGAAAAACAUUGCAGUCGAUCAGCUUGCUGUAUACCCUUCUAUGUCAAGGUUUUGAUGGAAAGCCAAUGGUUAAAAAGGCUAUCAUUGUUACACCUACUAGUCUCGUGAGUAAUUGGGAGGCUGAAAUUAAGAAGUGGGUUGGAGAAAGGGUUCAGCUUAUUGCUCUCUGUGAAAGUUCUAGAGAGGACGUUGUCUCUAGCAUUGACAACUUUGUACAUCCCAAGAGUUCUUUACAGGUGCUGAUUAUUUCAUAUGAGACAUUUCGUAUGCAUUCAUCAAAGUUCGGCCAAAGUGAAUCAUGUGAUUUACUCAUAUGCGAUGAGGCUCACCGACUGAAGAAUGAUCAGACGUUGACUAAUCGGGCAUUGGCUGCCCUGUCUUGCAGGCGUAGGGUCUUGUUAUCAGGAACUCCAAUGCAGAAUGACCUAGAAGAGUUCUUUGCCAUGGUUAACUUUACCAAUCCAGGAAUUUUGGGUGAUGUUUCACAUUUCCGUCGAUAUUAUGAGGCACCAAUUAUCUGUGGGAGAGAACCUAUUGCUACCGAGGAAGAGAAAAAGCUAGGUGCUCAACGUUCGGCUGAACUAAGCGAAAAGGUUAAUCAGUUUAUCCUACGGAGGACUAAUGCACUUUUAUCAAAUCACUUGCCACCAAAGAUAGUUGAAGUCAUUUGCUGCAAGUUGAGUCCUCUUCAAGCAGACCUAUAUAACCAUUUUGUACAGUCAAAAAAUGUUAAGCGGGCAAUUACCGAAGAGCUAAAGCAAGCUAAGAUUUUGGCCUAUAUAACUGCACUUAAGAAGCUUUGCAAUCAUCCAAAGCUUAUAUACGAUACUAUAAAAAGUGGGAGUCCAGGAACUUCAGGAUUAGAGAGUUGUAUUCGGUUUUUCCCUCCAGAGAUGUUCUCUGGAAGGUCUGGUGCAUGGACUGGUGGAGAUGGGGCUUGGGUUGAAUUAUCAGGGAAAAUGCAUGUCCUAGCUAGGUUACUAGCCCACUUACGCCAGAGAACUGACGACCGUAUCGUUCUUGUCUCAAACUACACUCAAACGCUAGAUUUGUUUGCUCAACUGUGUCGUGAAAGGAGGUACCCAUAUUUAAGGCUUGAUGGAUCCACAUCAAUCAGUAAAAGACAAAAGUUGGUCAACCGUUUUAAUGAUCUGUCAAAGGAUGAGUUCGUUUUUCUAUUGAGCAGCAAGGCUGGUGGAUGUGGUCUGAAUUUGAUUGGUGGAAAUCGUUUAGUUCUGUUUGAUCCUGACUGGAACCCUGCAAAUGAUAAGCAAGCUGCUGCAAGAGUGUGGAGGGACGGACAAAAGAAGAGAGUAUUCAUCUACAGAUUUUUAAGUACCGGAACGAUUGAAGAAAAGGUGUACCAGCGACAAAUGUCAAAAGAAGGGUUACAAAAAGUUAUUCAGCAGGAGUCAACAAAUAACCUUACGACCCAGGUGAACUUCCUUUCGUCUGAGGAUUUACGCGAUUUAUUUUCGUUUCAUGAUAACGUCAGGUCGGAAAUCCAUGAAAAGAUGAACUGCAAUCGGUGCCAAAAUUGUUAUGGUAGGCCCGAGGACAUGGACGAAGACCUGUCUACAAACGGAGCUUGUCAGUCUGACCAAGUAACUUCUGACAUUGGCGGAUUUGCACAACUUGCUGGAUGCUUAGACAAGUUGAAGAAAUCAGAGCAACAGGUGGGGUCUCCUCUAGAAGAAGAUUUAGCCAACUGGGGGCAUCAUUUUGACUCUACUACCGUACCUGAUACCAUUUUACAAGCUUCUGCUGGUGAUGAGGUUACAUUCAUUUUUUCAAAUCAAGUUGAUGGAAAGCUUGUACCCGUUGAAUCGAUGACUAGCCCAAGGGUGAAAGAAGCAGAGGGAAAUGGGAACAACUCCGGAUUGAACCAAAACACAAGGCAGAAACCAUUUUUACUAUCUCAACAUAGAAAACCUUUACAAUCCGUUACUUCUAAUGAAGACCCCAACAAAGGCACAUUGAUGGUGAAAGGAAUAUUAUAAACUGAUGAAGAGUUGAGAUUUUGACUUCAUGGAGGCAUUAUAACAUGACUUUCAAGACAGCAAAAAUUUGUUGUUGGCAAACAUGUGACUCAAAAUGCUCCAAACUCAGAUCUCUUUAAGGACAGAAGAUUAAUGUAAACUCAAUUACUCAGAUCUCUUUAAGGACAGAAGAUUAAUCUAAACUCAAUUACUUUUAAAA
Messenger RNA from Cucumis melo (muskmelon), 3070 nucleotides. RefSeq names its product protein CHROMATIN REMODELING 25. The coding region runs from base 223 to 2871 and encodes 882 amino acids. Lineage: Eukaryota; Viridiplantae; Streptophyta; Magnoliopsida; Cucurbitales; Cucurbitaceae. Gene Ontology annotation, cellular component: nucleus. Gene Ontology annotation, biological process: reciprocal meiotic recombination; double-strand break repair via synthesis-dependent strand annealing. The transcript is spliced from 22 exons. The record is from RefSeq and is a predicted model, not a curated record. Gene Ontology annotation, molecular function: ATP-dependent chromatin remodeler activity; DNA translocase activity; ATP binding.